Molecule: messenger RNA, 1083 nt
Organism: Sphaeramia orbicularis (orbiculate cardinalfish)
Lineage: Eukaryota; Metazoa; Chordata; Actinopteri; Kurtiformes; Apogonidae
Gene: uts2r4
Product: urotensin-2 receptor 4
Exons: 1
Coding region: 1-1083 (360 amino acids)
Biological process (GO): regulation of blood pressure; neuropeptide signaling pathway; blood vessel diameter maintenance
Cellular component (GO): plasma membrane
Molecular function (GO): urotensin II receptor activity
Source: RefSeq, a predicted model, not a curated record
AUGAACUGCUCUCUGAAUGCCACCAUCGGUCCACAGCCGGGACUUGCCCUGGGCCCAGAGGCUGGAAGUGGAGGCCCCCAUGAGAGCAGUCCAGGUGCCGGUGGUCCCGCAGGAGGCGGGGGCCUUUGGGUCACGUCCCUGCUCGGUGCUACGUUGAUGAUCAUGUGCGUUUUGGGUGUGGUAGGAAACGCGUACACGCUAGUGAUAACGCGUUCUGCCGCUCUACGCCGCACCGGAUCCAUGUACGUUUACAUCAUUAACCUGGCUCUGGCGGACCUGCUCUACCUGUCCACCAUCCCGUUCGUGGUCUGCACCUACUUCGCCCACGACUGGCUGUUCGGUGAAGCCGGCUGCCGCAUCCUGCUAAGUCUGGACCUCCUCACCAUGCACGCAAGUGUUUUUAUUUUGGUUGCUAUGAGCGCCGAACGCUAUCGUGCCGUAGCGAGGCCCUUCAGCGCUCACCGAUCCUCAUCCCGUGGACGUAAGCUAGUGGCAGGAACUAUCUGGGGCUUAGCGUUCAUGCUAACUCUUCCCAUGAUGGUGAUGAUUCGACUCAGAGAAGGAAAACCCACCGUGGCAGGUCUGGUUAAGAGGAUCUGCUUCCCUACCUGGACCCCCGAGGCCUUCAAGACAUAUAUCACCGUCCUGUUUUUCACAAGCGUUCUACUUCCGGGACUGAUCAUUGUCGGUCUGUACACGGGGUUAGCUAGACGCUACUGGGCAGCACAGGCGACCUUAGGAGGUAGCAGCCGCUCGGCCCGGAGGAGAGGUCUCAAACAAAAAGUUAUAUCCAUGGUCUUUAGCAUCGUGGUGGCCUACUGGGCAUGUUUCUUGCCUUUUUGGGGAUGGCAGCUGGCCAAACUGUUUUCUCCGGAGUCCCUCAGGGCUCUGUCUCCGGCUGCUCACAAUUAUGUCAAUUUCUUUGUGACAUGUUUGACCUACGGGAACAGUUGCAUCAAUCCCUUCCUUUACACACUCUUGACUCGGAACUAUAAAGACUACUUGGCCCAGAAAGGUCAGUCGGUGAUGUCGAGCAGAGUGGACCUGGGGUCAGCUGUUAGCACGCCCCUGCAGGACCUCUAA